AUGAAGCUCAGCCUGAUCGCCGUGACCCUCCUCGGCCUUGCCAUGGCCACACCCGCGGAGCAAAACACCAACGACGUCGGAUCCACCAAGGCCACCGACGGAACCCUCGGCGUCGACUACUGCGGUGAACGCUGCCAGUACGACUGGGAGUGUCGUCGUGGCGAUCGCUGCCAUGAUUGCUACAGGCGUAGCGGUGAGCGCUAUGGUCACUGCCGCCGCCGACGCUCCGAUGACGAGGCUUGA
Aspergillus sclerotioniger CBS 115572 is the source of this 243-nucleotide messenger RNA. RefSeq lists its product as uncharacterized. The transcript has 3 exons. Lineage: Eukaryota; Fungi; Ascomycota; Eurotiomycetes; Eurotiales; Aspergillaceae. The record is from RefSeq and is a predicted model, not a curated record. Bases 1 to 243 code for a protein of 80 amino acids.